AUGUCUGAAUACGCAAAGAACAAGCCUGCCGGCUUCAAGAACGCCAUUGAAAAAGUCGCCAUUGUCGGUGCUGGAGGCACGAUUGGAUCCCAUCUCGUCUCUGCUCUUCUGAAAACUGGAAAACACACAGUCACUGCUCUCUCCCGCAAAGACAGCAGCAACAAACUCCCCGAUGGGGUUAACGUCGCCCCCGUUGACUAUAGCGACGAAUCAACCAUCGUUGAGGCGCUGAAGGGCCAAGAGUUCUUCAUCAUCACACUCUCUCCUACUGCCCCUCGCGACACCCACAGCAAACUUGUCCAGGCCGCCGCUAAGGCCGGUGUUCCCUACAUCAUGCCCAACAGCUAUGCCGGCGACAUUGAGCAAGUCCAAUUUGGAGUUGACACAUUGCUCGGACCGGUUGCCAAGGCCCACAGAGAAGAGAUCGAGAAGCUGGGUAUGCAAUGGAUCGCUGUAUGCUGUGGCUUCUGGUACGACUACAGUCUUGCAGGCGGUGAGGCUCGCUUCGGUUUCGACUUCGACAAGCACACCCUGACCAUCUACGAUGACGGCCAAACCAAGAACUCGGUCUCCACCUUGGCUCAAGUUGGCCGCGCCGUGGCCAAGGUGUUGAGCUUCCCGCUGUUCCCUCAAGACGAGGAAGACAAAAGUCUGACGAUUUCAUCAUGGCUCAACAAGGCUGUCUAUCUCAAGAGCUUUGUCGUCAACCAAAACGAGAUCUUUGAGAGUGUCAAGCGCGUCACGGGCACCACUGAUGCUGACUGGACUGUCACCCACGAGAACACAAAGCAGCGAUACGAGGAAGGAAUGGCACUAGUCAAGAAAGGCAAUAUGUCUGGUUUUGGUAAGCUGCUCUAUUCGAGAGCGUUUUACCCGGAAGAUCCUAGCGACUUCGCGGCCAAGGCACAGAAUGAGCUCCUUGAUCUGCCCGAGGAGAAGUUAGAUGACGCUACGAAAGACGGUAUCGAGUUGCUCAAGGAGCUACAGAAGCGUCCUGAGCGUAUGGCAGCAUAA
This is a messenger RNA of Endocarpon pusillum Z07020, 1014 nucleotides long. RefSeq lists its product as uncharacterized. The coding region runs from base 1 to 1014 and encodes 337 amino acids. The transcript has 2 exons. NCBI's taxonomy places the organism in Eukaryota, Fungi, Ascomycota, Eurotiomycetes, Verrucariales, Verrucariaceae. Gene Ontology annotation, molecular function: oxidoreductase activity. The record is from RefSeq and is a predicted model, not a curated record.